Molecule: messenger RNA, 714 nt
Organism: Leptopilina boulardi
Lineage: Eukaryota; Metazoa; Arthropoda; Insecta; Hymenoptera; Figitidae
Product: succinate dehydrogenase assembly factor 2, mitochondrial-like
Exons: 3
Coding region: 147-608 (153 amino acids)
Biological process (GO): mitochondrial electron transport, succinate to ubiquinone; tricarboxylic acid cycle; mitochondrial respiratory chain complex II assembly
Cellular component (GO): mitochondrion
Source: RefSeq, a predicted model, not a curated record
ACUAGUUUUUUCACAACAUUCGCAGUAGCGUACUGUAGGGAAUAUCAGAAAAAAAACUUAUUACCGAAUUCCAUUUAAAAUCAUCUUUUAAAUACGAAUUCUGUUUUAAUUUGAGAAAUUAAAAGAAAAAAAAACAUUUCAAGAACAUGAAUUCUAUUUAUAAGAGAAGCACUAUCUUUGUACGACCAAUAAUAAAUAAAGCAAUAUCGAGCAGUUGUAUUAAUAAUAAAAGUCAGAAAACAGAUUUUGACAAUAUUAUUAAUCCUGAAGGUCACGAACCUUCAAUUCCUCCUUAUGUAGAGCGGGAGGGUGAAAAUUUAACUUUGAAAAAAUCUCGAUUACUGUAUCAAUCACGUAAACGAGGAAUGUUGGAAAAUGGCCUUUUACUGAGUACAUUUGCUAAAAAAUAUUUAGAUUCAUUUGACGAGAAUCAAGUGAAAUUGUACGAUCGUUUAAUAAAUUUACCAUCCAACGAUUGGGAUAUUUUUCAUUGGGCAACAAAUAUUAAACCAACGCCACCUGAAUUUGACAAUGAAAUCAUGGAUCUUCUCAAAAAACAUAUUAAAAACGAAAAUCGAGAGGCAAGAAUAACGCAACCAGAUUUAUAAUUAGACAUAAAAAUAAAAGAAAUCAAUUUAAUUGACUGUAAAUUUUAGUAAUUCUUAUUAAUUAUUUAUUAUUAUUAUUGUUAUUAAAUAAAUUAUAUUAAAUAAA